Messenger RNA from Gossypium arboreum, 660 nucleotides. RefSeq lists its product as uncharacterized. The record is from RefSeq and is a predicted model, not a curated record. NCBI's taxonomy places the organism in Eukaryota, Viridiplantae, Streptophyta, Magnoliopsida, Malvales, Malvaceae. The coding region runs from base 1 to 660 and encodes 219 amino acids. The transcript has 3 exons.
AUGACUGAUUUAAGGGUGAUGUUUGCUCGCCUCAGUUUAUUUGAUGAUGGAAGUUUGCUAGUUGAGCUUCAGAUUAAGCUUGCGUGGAUAGAGCAAAUUAAGGCUAAACAGAUAGAAGACGAGUCUUUGGGCCUUUACUUUCAACAAGUUAAGAGUGGGAAUGCUAUGAAUUUUGGACUGAAUAACGAAGGGGUACUCUAUUUUCGAGGGAGAAUCUAUGUACCAAAAGAUAUGGAAUUGAGGCAGUCAAUACUAAGAGAGGUGCAUAGUUGCCCCUGUGCUAUGCAUCCUAGCGGAAAUAAGAUGUACCGAGACUUUCCUAGUCAAGAUUCCACUUUGAAAGUGGGAGAGAGUGACUAUAGUAGGUUACCCCUCACACCCACUAAGAAUGAUUCUGUAUGGGUCAUCGUGAAUCGAUUGACCAAGUUCGCUUAUUUCAUACCGGUUCGUACCGACUACUCUCUGCAAAAGCUGGCUAAAUUGUAUGUGUCUAAGAUAGUGAGACUGCAUGGGUAUUGUCUUCCAACUAAGCUAGAGCUGAGACUGAGGAAGUUGAGAGCGGUGCUCAAGCUUCCGUUUAAUGAGUUGCAGCUAGUGGUAGUAGAAGGCCUGUAUCUGAGGGCCGAAGUGAGGUGGAAAAAGAAGCCUUCUUGGAAUUGA